Gilbertella persicaria is the source of this 477-nucleotide messenger RNA. Its product is annotated as 60S ribosomal protein L34-B. The coding region runs from base 25 to 354 and encodes 109 amino acids. NCBI's taxonomy places the organism in Eukaryota, Fungi, Mucoromycota, Mucoromycetes, Mucorales, Choanephoraceae. The transcript has 4 exons. Gene Ontology annotation, biological process: translation. Gene Ontology annotation, molecular function: structural constituent of ribosome. The record is from RefSeq and is a predicted model, not a curated record. Gene Ontology annotation, cellular component: ribosome.
AUCGAACGUUGUCACUAUACUAGAAUGGCUCAGAGACUCACUUAUCGUCGUCGUUUGUCUUACAACACUCGUUCUAACCGUGUCAGAGCCGUAAAGACUCCCGGUGGUAACCUUGUCUACCAAUACGAAAAGAAGCCUGUCAAGGCUCCUCGUUGUGGUGACUGUGGUGAAACUCUCGCUGGUAUCAAGGCUCUUCGUGCCCGUGAAUUCGCCACUGUUUCCAAGACCAACAAGCACGUUAGCCGUGCCUACGGUGGUUCUCGUUGUGCCCACUGUGUCAGAAACCGUAUCGUUCGUGCUUUCUUGAUUGAAGAACAAAAGAUCGUCAAGAAGGUCCUCAAGGCUCAAAAAUAAUUAUAGUGUGUUUUUUUAAUGUAUUAAAGCGACAGUUUCUAUUUUUUUUUUAAAAAAAAAGGGGGAGAUGGCUGACAUUAAAGCAAUGACUUUAAUUAGUGAGAGGGAGUCAUUUAUUUCCUC